This is a messenger RNA of Cuscuta campestris, 1711 nucleotides long. The record is from the annotation of a GenBank genome assembly. Lineage: Eukaryota; Viridiplantae; Streptophyta; Magnoliopsida; Solanales; Convolvulaceae.
CGUAGGACGGGCCACUCCAACUUCACUCGAACUUGUUCCCCGUACCAAACUUGAAAAGCAUUUUUCCAGUCUCGAUAUGGGCACUCAUAACAUGCGUCGUCAACCAUGGAGUUUUGCAGUUCCCACUCUCCUAUUCUACCUUUCUACAUUCGUUUUCUCAGAUUCUAAUAAUGGAAACGGCUCUCAGGCUGAAAUCUCAAUCAAUUUCCUGGAAUCAGCAAAAAGCGAGGACCUUUUCAAUUGGAUGGUCAAAAUUAGAAGGGCCAUCCACGAGAAUCCGGAGCUUGGCUUUGAAGAGUUCGAGACCAGUAGACUGAUUAGAGAUGAGCUUGAAAAACUGGGGAUUCCCUAUGCUCAUCCUUUCGCUGUUACCGGUAUAGUGGGCUCUAUUGGAACAGGAAACCCUCCCUUUGUGGCCAUCAGAGCAGAUAUGGAUGCUCUCCCUAUUGAGGAGAAGGUGGAGUGGAAGCAUAAGAGUAAAUUUCCUGGAAAAAUGCAUGCUUGUGGACAUGAUGCUCAUGUUGCUAUGCUUCUCGGUGCUGCAAAAUUACUUCAAGAACGCCGAAAUGAAUUGCAGGGGACCGUCCUUUUGGUUUUCCAACCAGCUGAGGAGGGAGGGGGAGGUGCAAAGAGAAUGCUUGAUGCUGGGAUUCUCGAGGGUGUUGAUGCCAUCUUCGGUCUGCACGUCAGUCCUAUUCAUCCUGUUGGAACGGUUGCCAUCCGUCCGGGCCCUAUAUUGGCUGGGAGUGGAUUCUUUAGUGCACAAAUUAGUGGAAAAGGGGGUCAUGCGGCUAUUCCCCAGAAUACCAUAGACCCAAUCUUAGCAGCUUCAAGCAUAAUUUUCAGUUUGCAACACCUAGUUUCACGGGAGGCUGAUCCUCUUGAUUCACAGGUAGUAACUGUAUCAAAGUUCCAAGGUGGCAGUGCAUUCAAUGUUAUACCGGAUUCUGUAACUAUAGGUGGUACAUUCAGGGCAUUUUCAAAAAAUAAUCUUGUUCAGCUUAAACAAAGGAUUGAAGAGGUUAUUGUGAGACAAGCGGCCGUUCAAAGGUGCAAUGCGACUGUUAACUUCAGUGACAAGUCCUUUUACCCACCAACAGUGAACGAUGAAUCUUUGCACAAGCACUUCUUUAGCAUAGCCGAACGCAUGGUGGGUGCUAAGAAAAUCUUGGAAAGAAAACCGACAAUGGGUGCCGAAGAUUUUUCAUUUUUCGCGGAGGCUGUUCCUGGCUAUUUCUACUUUGUUGGGAUGGCUAAUGAUACUCGGGGAGGAACCGUGCUUCCACACUCCCCCUUCUUUGAAUUGAACGAAGACGUGCUUCCUUAUGGUGCAGCUUUACAUGCAUCAUUGGCAGCAACAUACAUUCUUCGGUUACACGAAAAAUCAAAUGCGCGGGAGACCCAAUUUCAAGAUGAACUCUGAGGUGUAAAAGGUGUAAAUGUGUGUAAGUAUGUGUAUUAUUCGUGUCAGGCUUAUGUUGCAAAUCCAUCUAUUGUUCUGCACGGGAAUGUAGUGUUUAUUUUUUAUUUUGGAGUAUAUAGCUGAGUGUAGCUGAGUGAGGAGUAAAAUACAAGUAAAACAUAGAGAAAAAAAACCAAAAUAGGGAGAAUGACUCGUGUUUUUAUCCUAAAAAUGGGUUUAAAAUUUACUACUUCUGUCUCAGAGUGUUAGUCCAGUUUGACUUUUUUUGAAUCAAACUAGACGUAUUUU